Trichomonas vaginalis G3 is the source of this 636-nucleotide messenger RNA. Its product is annotated as ribonuclease inhibitor domain-containing protein. Lineage: Eukaryota; Parabasalia; Trichomonadida; Trichomonadidae. The record is from RefSeq and is a predicted model, not a curated record. The transcript has a single exon. The coding region runs from base 1 to 636 and encodes 211 amino acids.
AUGGAAUCAGCAGUUAAAUUAUUAAAAUUUGGAAAUUUAGAGAUAUCUGCAAAAGAAAUGAUAACAAGAGAAAUGCCAUUUGAAGACUGUCAAUUUAAUAAUGUAAUUUUGAAUGCAACAAAUUAUGAUUUGUCUUCUUCUAUCUUUAAAGAUAUGUCUUCAAUAAAGAAUAUUAAAAUUACUGGAGAUCUUAAAGUCAUUCCAGAAUAUGCAUUCUAUCGAACAUCAAUCACUCGAAUUGACAUUAAAGGAACGAACAUAAUAGGUAUUAAUGCAUUUUCACAAAAUCCUAAUUUGAAAAUUGUUAACAUUGAAGGUGAAAUUUCAUUAAUUCAAGAGUCAUUUUUACAAUGCACAGCUUUGCAAUCAAUCAGCUUUACUGGUAAAAACACUGUAAUUGAUAUAAAUUCAUUCAAUGGCUGUACAGAAUUAGAAAAUGUAACUAUUUCGAACAUCAAAGAAAUUGGUUCAAGUGCAUUUUCUGGAUGCACCAAAUUGCGAUUAAUCAAUGACAUCUCAAAUUGUGAGAGAAUUGGAGAUAAAUCAUUUGAAAUGUGCCAAUCAUUGGUAAUUUUUUCAAUACCUAGAAAAGUGAAGGAAAUUGAAGAAAAUGCUUUUAUCAGUGUAAUAAUUUAG